AUGUCCGCCGUCAAUGAGACUCCCCAACUAGCUGCUGAAGCUGCACCAGCUGCCCCCACCGCUAAGGGAAAGGCCAAUAAGAAGGUCAAGGCUUCCAGCAACAGGAUUUCUUCCGGCAAACAAUGGACCCAAGCCGAAAAAGAUGCAAUUGUAGUCCAGAUUCUCUUUCAAGCUGCUGGCAAGAGCUUUGUUCCUAACUUCAAGACCAUUGAGGCUCCGGGCCGCACCGAAAAGGCUGUCAGACACAUUUGGGAAGCACUCAAGAAGUCUCAUGCCAGUGUUAAGAAGGGAAAUGCGAAGGGUGAAGGCGUCGCUAAGGGUAGUUUAAAGAAGCGCAAGGCAGAGCUUGAGGGUGUUGCUAAGAAGAAGAACAAGGUAGAUAAGAAGACCACCUCCGAAUUUAAGACCGAGGAGGACGUUAGCGGCAAUGCAGUUUUUUCUGACGACUAUGACGACUAUGACGACGGUGGCAUUGAUUCGGCAGAUCAGUCAAGUGGAAAGUUUGACUUCGAUGAUUAA
Messenger RNA from Botrytis deweyae, 519 nucleotides. RefSeq lists its product as uncharacterized. The transcript is spliced from 4 exons. Lineage: Eukaryota; Fungi; Ascomycota; Leotiomycetes; Helotiales; Sclerotiniaceae. The coding region runs from base 1 to 519 and encodes 172 amino acids. The record is from RefSeq and is a predicted model, not a curated record.